AUGGCUCCCCCAAAGAAAUUUGUUUCUUUGGAUUCUUAUCUAGAUAAAAAACCAGAAGACCCUGCUAUGGUGUCUUCUCCAUACGGUGGAUAUUUUAAAAACCCACACUCAGGCGGUAGUUAUAAUAAUAAUAGUAAUAAUAAUUAUCAAGCCAAUAACAAACACAAUAAUCAAAAAAAUAUGGGAUAUCAACCAUAUAAAAAUUAUAACACCCAUCAAUACAAUAACGGUAACAAUGGUUACCAAGCAUACAAAGAACCAGAGACUUUACAAGAUAACAACAUAAUUAAAGUAAAGCCAAAAAAUUUUGCUGUUGCCAAGUCCGCCACUCUUCUUCAGAGUAACAAUAAUGCUAAUGAAGUGGAUAAGCUUUUCAAAGAUUUAAAAAUUUCCGAUGAUUUUUUGAAAACAGAACUGAGUUUACUAAUUCAGUCCUCUACAAUAUCCGAAUGCAAAACCGUAAUUUUGAGUAUUAUCGACAAGAUUAACUCUAUGGAUUUAAAAUAUAAGGCCUCGGUAAUUGAAACCUGGAAACUUGUUGAGGUAAUCACCAAAUUAUCCAAAAGCAAGAAUUCCGCUUUGUUGAGAGAAAGUUCGUUGCUAUUUAUUUCUCUAUUAGCUAAUAAUGUUAUUUCAGGGAACAACCCUCAAGAGUGCUACUUAUGCGAAUUUUUACCCAUUACUUUGGAUUCCAUGAGUGAUAAAGAGAAUAUUGUUAAACGAGCCGCUCAACAUGCUAUUGACUCUAUUUAUGGGUGUUUCCCAGUUGAAGGUCUUGUUUGCAGCUUUUUUUAUAAAAUUCUAGAAUAUUUGAAAAGUUCCGCCAAAUGGACAUCUAAGAUCGCCGCUUUGAAAUUGGUUGAUAAAUUAAGGGAAGAGUGUCCGAGCGAUAUGCUAGAGUUAACUUUUAAGGAUGCUGUCCCAAUUUUAACUGAUAUUGCAACUGAUUUUAAACCGGAGUUAAGUAAACAUGGUCAUAAGACUUUAUUAAAUUUUGUUAGCGUUUUAGAUAAUUUAGAUUUAUCCCCACGUUACAAUUUAAUUGUUGAUACAUUACAAGAUCCAACCAAAGUUCCAAAUGCCAUCAAAUCAUUAAGCAGUGUUACCUUUGUUGCCGAAGUUACCGAGUCAUCACUAAGUUUAUUGGUUCCCAUCUUAUCUAGGUCUUUGAAAAAUAUUGGUUCUGCUUCCCAAGAACAAUUAAGACAAACUGUUAUAGUUAUUGAAAAUUUAACAAGAUUAGUCAAUAAUCAUUUGGAAAUUGAAAGUUUUAUCCCAGAUUUAGAACCAAUUGUCAAAAAAGUGGUUGAAAUGGCCUCUUUGCCAGAAGUUAGAGACUUGGCCUCUAAAGCAUUGCACGUUUUAAACGAUGACACUGAAUUGAAAAAUGGUAGAUUUCCCGGUAGAAUCACCGAAAAACAAGGCAGGGAAUUCCUUAUUAAAAAUUUAACUCUAGACUAUUUUGAAAAUAACGAAACUAUCAUCACGUAUAUAACAAAGUUAAUCACUUUGGAUGCCAACGUCAAUGAUUGGAAGUCGUUAUCUUCCUACUUAAAGUUAUUCUGUAGUGAAGAAAAAGUUGACAACUUACUAGCUAAAUUGAGAACAACAUUUGAUGCUGAUCGAGGUAUUAGCAGAGAUGAUGAUGAAGCAGGUGCCGUUGAGAUCGUUAACGCUGAUUUUUCUUUAGCAUAUGGUACAAGAAUGUUAUUAAAUAAAACUAAUUUAAGACUAUUGAAGGGACACAGAUAUGGUUUAUGUGGUAGAAAUGGUGCUGGUAAAUCUACUUUGAUGAGGUCUAUUAAUAAUGGUCAAUUAGAAGGUUUCCCAGACAGAAACACAGUUAGAACAUGUUUUGUUGAACACAAGAUCCAAGAAAGUGAAGCUAACAUGGAUUUGGUUACGUUUAUUGCACAAGAUCCUGAAUUGGGCUCUGCAUCUCCUGAGGAAAUUUCUAAAGCUUUGGAAGAAGUUGGUUUCAAUGAGGAAAGAAGAAAUCAAUCGGUUGGUUCUUUAUCAGGUGGUUGGAAAAUGAAAUUAGAAUUGGCUAGAGCUAUGUUAUUGAAAGCUGAUGUUUUAUUGUUGGAUGAACCCACUAACCAUUUGGAUGUUUCCAAUGUUCAAUGGUUGGAAGACUAUUUGUUAAAACAUACUAAUAUUACUUCUUUACUUGUUUCUCAUGACUCAAGAUUUCUAGAUGCUGUAUGUACUGAUAUCAUUCACUACGAAAAUAAAAAAUUAGUUUAUUACAAGGGUAACUUAGCUGCAUUUGUUGAACAAAAACCUGAAGCCAAAUCGUACUAUACUUUGAGUGAUUCCAACGCCACUAUGAGAUUCCCACCACCGGGUAUUUUAAGUGGGGUGAAGUCGAAUACCAGAUCCGUUGCUAAAGUGACUGAUAUCAGUUUUAGCUAUCCAGGUGCUACCAAACCAUCUUUAGAAAACGUUUCCUGUUCACUAUCCCUAAGUUCCCGUGUCGCGGUUCUAGGUCCAAAUGGUGCUGGUAAAUCCACUUUGAUCAAAUUAUUGACUGGAGAAUUAGUUCCAGACUCUGGUAAAGUGGAAAAGCACCCCAAUCUACGUAUUGGUUAUAUUGCACAACACGCUUUGCAACACGUCAAUGAACAUAAAGAAAAAACUGCUAACCAGUAUUUGCAAUGGCGUUAUCAAUUUGGUGAGGAUCGUGAAGUUGUUUUGAAGGAAAGUAGAAAGAUUUCCCAGCAGGAAACUGAGAUUAUGAAAAAGGAAAUUGACAUUCAAGAUGGCAGGGGCAAAAGACAAAUCGAGGCAAUUGUUGGUAGACAAAAAUACAGGAAAUCUUUUCAAUACGAAAUUAAAUGGAGAUAUUGGAAGCCCAAGUACAAUUCCUGGGUCGGCAAAGAAUUUUUAGAAAAAGAGGGUUUUGGCAAGCUAGUUCAAAAAUUCGAUGAUUUUGAGGCAUCGAGAGAAGGUCUAGGUUAUCGUGAAUUGAUUCCAAGUGUUAUCACAAAGCAUUUUGAGGGGGUUGGUUUAGAUGCUGAAAUCACUAACCACACCCCUCUAGGGUCUUUAUCUGGUGGCCAAUUGGUUAAAGUUGUUAUUGCCGGUGCUAUGUGGAAUAAUCCACAUUUACUAGUCUUGGAUGAACCCACCAAUUAUUUAGAUAGAGACUCGUUAGGGGCCUUAGCUGUUGCUAUUCGUGAAUGGAGUGGUGGUGUUGUCAUGAUUUCACACAAUAACGAAUUUGUUGGAGCUUUAUGUCCUGAACAAUGGCAUGUUGCUGAUGGUAAAUUGGUCCAAAAAGGUGUUACCGCAAUUGACCAGAGUAGAUUCGAAGAUGGUGGUAAUGAAAAUGCCCAUGGUUUGAAGAAUGCUAUGGCUAAAGGUUCUAAUAUUGAAGAUGAUGACUCCCCAGCCAAUAUUAAAGUUAGAAGAAGAAAGAAGAAAUUAACAAGAAAUGAAAAGAAGUUACAAGCAGAACGUCGCCGUCUACGUUACAUUGAAUGGUUAUCUUCUCCAAAAGGUACUCCAAAACCGGUUAACACUGAUGAUGAAGAUGAAGGUGACGAGUAG
This is a messenger RNA of Saccharomycodes ludwigii, 3552 nucleotides long. It is a transcript of the gene NEW1, whose product is annotated as New1p. Gene Ontology annotation, molecular function: ATP hydrolysis activity; ATP binding. Bases 1 to 3552 code for a protein of 1183 amino acids. The record is from RefSeq and is a predicted model, not a curated record. Lineage: Eukaryota; Fungi; Ascomycota; Saccharomycetes; Saccharomycodales; Saccharomycodaceae. The transcript has a single exon.